Branchiostoma floridae (Florida lancelet) is the source of this 5782-nucleotide messenger RNA. RefSeq lists its product as uncharacterized. The record is from RefSeq and is a predicted model, not a curated record. NCBI's taxonomy places the organism in Eukaryota, Metazoa, Chordata, Leptocardii, Amphioxiformes, Branchiostomatidae. Bases 1 to 4065 code for a protein of 1354 amino acids. The transcript has 23 exons.
AUGGAGAAGAUUGUACGUCAGCUUCGAUUGUUAGCAGAGGAGGAAACAAUUGAUGAUGCAUCAGUGACCCACGCCGAUGAGGAAACUACACAAAGUGAUGGGUCACCUAUCAACUCUAAGGAGACAAAACUUCUGGAUCUCUUGAAAAAGCUUAUUGCAUCAAAGUCAGAACAAAAAGAAAUGCCGGAGGAAAAACGGCCUUCAGACGUAGAACAGAACUACGACGUUGAAGAAAUUGGAAGUCAAGAUUCCACAUUUGAAGCUGCAGAAGAGGACAAGGAAGCUGCAAAUAAAGAGCUAAACUACAACGUCGCAGGAAUCGGAGAUAACGGCUCAACUUUUGAAGGCAGUGGGGAAGGUGAAGAAGCAGAUGUAGAAGAAGAGCCAGCCUACGAUGGGGCAGUAAUCGGACAUUACAGUUCCGCCUUUGAAGGAUCCCAAAAUGUUAUAGCAGGACAUUCUACUGACGGCUUCAAUCAGACCAAAAAGGCAGUCCCUGCAUUUCUGGCUGCGGCAGCGAAAGAAAUAGGAGGGAAAGUCGUCAGCAAGCUUGGCGACAGGAUCGCGGAAGGUGUAGUGGAAAACCACCAGGAGAAGGUGGUGAGCGGUCUGCAGGACUACCUGGGGAAACAGAUGGACAAGUUUGACGAUGAGUACAAAGACCUGUUGAAAGACACCAGUGGACUUGCGGCGGGUUUGAACCGCCCGGUCGAGGAGAACUUGAUUGAUGGUGCGACCUACCUAGGCGUCGGCUUCGACGGAAGAGGUGUGUACUCGGCAGAGUCCAGGAAGAAAAGCGUCAUUCAGAGAUCAUGCGAAAACCUGCAAACUUAUGAUAGAAAUGAAGUUCCAGACUCCAUGACCGUUCAAGGCAUCUAUGACACCAACGUGGGGUCCUACACCUUCAGCUCAACAGAAGAAUACCGGCAGUACCUGGCGGAAAAAUCGGCCGUCACGUCUGCCAAGGCGAUGUUCCAGGAGGAAAUCAACAAGGCGUCUGGACACGUAGCAGUGGGUGGACUGUUUGGAAUCGGAUUUUCCGUAGGAGGCGGUAAAUCCAGCCAGAGUGGCACAUCUAGCCAAUCAUCAGACUCCAGUGCCAGUUCGUCUGCCAGCGCCCAGCUGAGUGAGCAACACGCACAAACAUACAUGGCUAUGUUGGAAAUAAACAUAUUCAGGUAUGAGAUCUUUAUGGACGACGUGACGCCAGACCGGCUGAAUGUGGGGUUCCUGCGAGAUUUUAUAUCACUGCCAGAAUCCUACUUCUCUCCCGGGGCAGAAAUCAUCUUCCAAAAUUUCUACCUCCGCUGGGGAACACACUACAUCAAGUCAGCCAAAUUCGGAGGCCAGCUGAAAAUCAUCAAAACAAAACAAGCUACAAAGGACCUGUCGAUGUCUGAAUUCGCCACUAGAGCUGAAGCUGACUGGAAGAUGACCAUGAGCACCUUCUCAGCUCUGGCGUCACAGACCAAGUCCAGCAGCUGGUUGGAUGAGGACGAGACGAAGACUGAGUCCAAAGAAGCCAAAGGACAGGCAGCUUCCGAUUCAGAUUCUCAGGCAAACAGAGAACAACAGAAGCAAGCGUCAUCGCAAGAGUACAGCAACGAGGUACUGGAGGUCCAAGGCGGAGACCAGCAGAUUGCCGCGGCCAUCACGGAGAUGUACACGACAGCCCUAACAACAGAGCUGAAGGAUUGGUUGGAGUCCAUUAACGACUACCCCAAACCCUUCUCCUUUGUGCUGAGACCGGUUCCAGAUCUGCUAAACAUCCCUUUCGUCACACUCUUUCCUGCAGGAGAUGUGGAUUAUGGUUGCUUUGGUAAAAGGGAUCUAAAGACGGAAGAGGGAACGGGUCGAAAAUAUUACACACAUACGACAACCAAGCAUGUUGGUGAUGACAACAGAGCUAAGAAUAGUAGCGAAACGGUAACGGUCUCUGAGAUCCGUUAUUGUAACUUCGCUGACCGUAAAGCCCUUGAGGACAGCAUGACUAAGAAGAGACUGUCUCUUGGACGUGCUGUGACGGUGUACCUGGAAGAGGGUCGACUCCUGAGCUCAGACUUCCUCCUGCCCGCCGGAGGGGCAGGUUGUGAAACCGCCAUGUUAGCCUUCCUUCAGGGGGACAACACCGGCGUGCCAACAUGGGAAGACAUGACGGGAGGGAAGGAGUUCACGGUCGUUUUCGACAUGCCGUCCGACAUCCCAGGGAUCCUUCAGGCGCAGGACGUGCUGGAACUGAAGUUCUUUCGUCACAAGUGGUUUUCCACUAGGAGAGGAUUUGUGCCGCAUUUGUAUGACGGCUACAAGAAUGGUGGAAGCAACGAUCUCCAGGAAAAAAAGGUCAGCGUACAAGGCCUUGUCAUGACGUACACCGAGGAAACCGGUGUCUUUACUGUUACGGAUGCCGACUUUGAGGCGUCAGCUCCCAUUGUACAAGACCUACCAGACUGGAUAAAAAGUCUCGACGUGGCCAGAGCUGAAUAUAAAAAACUACUCAGCCACCUAAGCAAGAAAUCUGAUACAGUAGGAGACGUUCCGUGUAGCAUCCAUUGGUCCAACGCGCAUCGCUUUGAUCCGACCAAUGGAGGAAAGUGCAUCCACUUCACUGCAGCGUCAGAAGGAGACAUCUUUGUUGUGUUCGCCAGCAUCCCGCAGAAUCAUGAGACUUGGAUUUACAUACAGAUCUCGCCAGGAGGAGUUGCAUUAUAUAAGGCAAUGCGGCUACAAACCACUCAGCUGAAUGACAAUGCUGGUGGUCUGGGUUCGACAACCUUGUACCAGUCUUACUUUGUCUGUGUGACUGAAGAUGUGGAUGAGACUAACACAGUCAUUCAAUACGGGAAGACACCUGACAAUGAGGAGAGACCGCAUGUCUGGCUGAGUUUCACCUUUAACGAGCUGGCGUCCCUUCGAUACUACUCCUUCGGAAGCGGGGAGUCUCCUGUCAAGGUGAUGGGACUGUCACUGUUGGACAGCCCGGCAAAGGACUUCAUCAUCUGCCGAGAAGGGACGGAGAUGAUCAAUGGGGUCUGUCAACAGAAAUGUCACCCAGAGUGUGAAGGCUGCCGUACUAGUGGAUCGAACUCUCCAAUGGACUGCAUCGCCUGUAAACAUCUGAAGGUGCCUUACCCCUACAAGGAGGGCCAAAUCGGCGCCUUUCAGUGUGUCGCGCAGUGUCCUCAGCAUAUGGAACCUUUUAAUGUUAAAAAAAGCUGUACAUGCAUCAAAAGGAUGGAGGAGACCAGCCCUGAUGGUGUUGUGGACUGUGUGACAGAGUGUCCCCUGACUCACUUCAAUGAAAACAGUGUCUGCAAAAAAUGCAGCAGCUUUUGUGUAGACGUCAGUAAUGAUGGAACGAGGGUUUGCUCAGGGCCCACUUCAGCUGACUGUGACACGUGCAAAUAUCAACACGACGGAAGUUGUGUUGAAGGUUGCAUUCCUGGGCAAAAGGCUGCAAAAGGGGAAGAAGACGGGUCUUUCACCUGUCAUCAAUGUCAACCUGGUCACGAGUGUAAGCAUGGGGACGAGCGAGAGGACAUCUGUCCAGCCGGAAAGCACAGCAACGAAAACAGAUCAGCGUGCGAGCUGUGUGCAGCAGGAGAGUUUAGCGGCACUCCGGGAGCAGCGUCCUGCCAGAAGUGUCCAGCUGGACAAACCAGCAACCCAGGAUCAUCUCACUGCAGACGAGAUGCCUCAUAUCUGACAUCUUACAAGGGCUGGAACUACUACAAGGUACCUGCAACUGGAGAUAUGACAUCGAACAAGGUGAAGGCAACGUGUGAGGCAGCGGGGUACGUGACGCCGUGUUCCGGGGACAGCGCCUGUAUAUUUUCCUCCUCGUCGUGCUUCCAAACAGGCUUGUUGGACUGUUAUAACCCCAUGAAGGAAGUAUCCCAGCAGCUGUGUGGUGCUAAUUUUGACGGCUGUCCACAGAUGUACGACGUGUACCAGUUCAUGAACAACUGGCAUGGUGGUGCCGCCUGUGGUGCACAGCCGAUACGCCGGUGCGCCGACGGCAAUGGACAGCAGGACAAGUACGCCUUCUGUGCCAAAGGUGGACGAUGAUUUCGAGUGCGGUGAGGGUACCCGUCACCAAACGGGCCAUAUGCUAAAUGGGAACCUGACGGUGAAUUUCCUCGGCUAAGUGAUGAUACAAGACUGGAUAUUACUGACUGUUCCGGUUGUGGCAACUACUUUUCUUCGGUACAAGCUUGCUAUCUAUCCCACUCUCUCUGUAUAUAUAUAUCUAUCUCUCUCUCUCUCUCGCCCUGUCUUUUCCUCUAUCUAUCUAUCUAUCUCUAUCUCUCUCACUCUUUUUGUACUGUAUAUAGAGUGAUGCUAUGAACAUACAAGUGUGAUCAUGUGAAAUUUUAAAACUUAUUCCAACUCAAAAAGGGUUACUCAACAACAUUUCUGUGAGCUACCUUAUUUGUUUUGAAACAUGUUGAUACUUUUCAAUGAUCAAUAAGCAUCGCAUCAAGACCGAUGGGUUUUUCUUCUACUGCAUGUUCUAACUCAUAUCAUAAUACCCGCUGUACACCAUUGAUAGUGCGUUUCUGUAACUCUAAGAAUUAUCAAAUUACAAAAUCUGAUCUAACUAAAGUCAUGCGAUAACAAGAAGCUCUUUACCACGAAUUGCAUUCCUUUUUCUUCUCGGGAUUGCUAAAAGCAUUUGAAAUGACUCUUGCUCACAUGUGGCCACUGACUCCAGUCACCUUUGUUACCUUUUUUUUUACUUUUUAAAUUUUAGCUAUGUCUUAUUUGGAUACAGGUACACAAUGUCCCUCUAUAGACAGAUAAAUUUACAACAUCCAGAGUGGGAGUAUUCCUAAAUUUUAGGAAGAUAGCAAAUUUGGGAAAGGUUGAUCUUGUUAUAGAGGUAGACGCUGUACCAACAUAUUUUGCAUAUUUUAUAGUUUUUAUCACCAUUUAUUCUGAUACGAGAACACGAUGUGCUUAGGGAUAUUUCAUAGCGUUUUAUUAUAUUACCAUUUAUUAAAAUCCAGACACACAAUGUCCUUCUGAUGGCAUUAGUCAUACCAAGUUUACUUGGUGAAAAGAGAAACGUUCAGUUUGUGAGUUUUUAUGAAAUUAUGUAAAAGAACCAAAAGGAAAGUCCAAAGGAAGGUUGACUUUGUCAUAGAUGUAGACGCUGUGCCAAUAGAUUUUUGCAUUUUAUUGCUUUUUAUUACCAUUUAAUUAGAUACAGGCACACAAUGUCCUUCUGAUGGCAUUAGUCAUACCAAGUUAACUUGGUGAAAAGUGAAACAUUCAGUUUGUGAGUUUUUAUGAAAUCAUGUAAAAGAACAAGUCCAAAGGAAGGUUGACUUUGUCAUAGAAGUAGACGUUGUGCCAAUAGAUUUUGCAUUUUUAUUGCUUUUUAUUACCAUUUAAUUAGAUACAGGCACACAAUGUUCUUCUGGUGGCAUUAGUCAUACCAAGUUUAUUUGGUGAAAAGUGAGCAACAUUCAGAUUGUGAGUUUUUAUGAAACCAUGAAAGACAGCGAGUAAGUCUAAAUGAAUGGUGACUUUGUCAUAGAGGUAGACGCUGUGCCAUUUGACUUUGUCCAUGUUAUUACUUUUUAUUACAAUUUAUUUCGAUAGAGGCACACGAUUUUCUUUUGAUGGCAGAAAUCAUACCAACUUUACUUGGUGAAAAGUGGUCAACAUUCAGAUUGUAAGUUUUCCGAAAUGUUUUGAAGGCAUCAAGUUUUAAAUAAUUGUAAUUCUGCCAUAGAAGUAGACGCUGUGCCAAUAGGUAUUGCUUUUUUUUCCAAUGACC